AGCGUUCUGCUUUAAAGUCUAAGUACUCUCUAAAGAACUUUUUGCUAUUUAAUCCUGAUGCUGAAGUGAGUGGCACUUAGGGACAUAAUAACACUUAAUUUUAUAUCCAGGUCCUAAGACUCUUUCUCAGCAGCAAAUGAUAUCCUAUAGGAUUGUUUACAGCUGGUCAGUGUUUCUCUGACACAAUCUCCAUGGAACAUGGAGAACACCAGGAAUUCCUCUUUACCCUUGGUUUUGACUAAGUAUCUGUUCUGGGGGGAAAUCUGCAUCCAGGUUUUUUAUGCUGUCAGAUACGGCUGAAAAAAUUAAGAUGUGUUAAGUUCUACGUAUUUGAAUUAAUUUGCCUGAUAGGCAGAUUAAAUCUUACUGUAAAAGCUUCUGCAGAGGAAUAAGGAAAUAAUUCCAAUGUUAAAGAAGUUACUUUUUCUUGAGGAAUAAAAUUGGAUCAAGACUGAGAUCCAUUCAUCAGAGAUGUGAGGACAAAUGGUUAUGGUCGAAGACACUGGGCAAGGGUCAAAUGACUACAAAAUUAACUUUAAAACCUGGGACAAAGGGCAAAACUUUGCAGAUUCACUCAGGCCACAGAAAUUCUGCAUCAAAAACAUCUUGAUGCAACAGCUGAGCUGCUGCAGGAGCUGAGCUGUUUCAAAAGCUCCAGGAGAUCCCUAGCAAGCAAAAAGUUGUUACAAUCAAGAACACGACAGGUACUUACCCUCCCAAAUAAGGCGUGCCAGGCAGAUCUCGCUUGGAUACUGGGGAACCAGCCAAUGGACAGUCGGGGUCCAUUUUGGUACCAGCCUUGGAUACUGGUGAAGUGGCCAAUGGGUGUCCAGGGUCUGUUGGUGAGGGUAUUUAGGGCGGUGCCCAGGGUGGUACCAGGACCUGCUGAGGGGGCUGGUGCCACUAUUUUACUCUGCCUGCCUGUUCCCUCCUCAGAGGCUGCAACACAAUCCAGGGAGAAGCACUUCGUGGUGGUGGUGACUGAUUCCUUAGCUGUAGUCCUGAUUUUUUCCCCCAUUGUCUGAUAAAACAUCAUUUAUCAUGAGAAUGUUUAUUAAAUCAUGGAUUCCUCGGUGUCUGCAGAUUCUCAGGUCGCCUUGCAGAUCAUUCCACGGAUACCAUAGGCUUCUGACGUCUCAGAUUAUUUCCCAUUAUGAAGCAAUACACCAGUAUAAAAAGGAAUUGCCAAAAUAUUUCAACUUUGCAAGCGAUGUCUUAGAUGAGUGGUCACAACUAGAAAAGGAUGGAAAAAAACCAGCAAAUCCAGCUUUUUGGUGGGUAAAUGAGGAGGGAGAGGAGGUGAAGUGGAGCUUUGAAGAGCUGGGAUUUCUCUCUAGGAAGGCAGCCAAUGUACUUUCUGAGGCAUGUGGUUUGCAGAGAGAAGACAGAGUUAUAGCAGUUCUGCCUCGUGUCCCAGAGUGGUGGCUCCUCAAUGUAGCCUGCAUGAGAACAGGAAUUAUCUUUGUUCCAGGAACAUCCCAACUGACAGCUAAAGACAUCUUAUACCGACUCCAGGCUUCAAAGGCCAAGUGCAUCAUUACCAGUGACACACUGGCACCUGCAGUGGAAUCUGUUGUACCUGACAGCCAGUUUUUGAAAAGUAAACUAAUUGUAGGCAAAGGGAGCAGGGAUGGGUGGCUGAACCUCAAAGAACUCGUGGCGGUGGCAUCUGCUGACCAUAAAUGUGUCCAGACAAGAAGUCAAGACCCAAUGCUGAUCUAUUUUACAAGUGGAACUACAGGCUUUCCAAAAAUGGUGGUGCAGUCCCACAGCAGUUAUGGCAUUGGACUUGUAUCUGGUGGCAGGCGUUGGAUGAACUUGACUCCUUCAGAUAUAAUGUGGAAUACCUCUGAUACUGGAUGGGCAAAAGCAGCUUGGGGCAGUGUUUUUGCACCAUGGAUUUGUGGAUCUUGUGUCUUUGUACACCACAUGCCACAAUUUAAGCCAGCAGUUAUUGCAGAGACUCUCUCAAGAUACCCCAUCACGACCUUCUGCACUGCCCCCACUGCCUACCGCAUGCUGGUCCAACACGAUCUGAGCAGGUACAAGAUCAUGAGUUUGAAACACUGCAUAUCUGCAGGGGAACCACUCAAUCCUGAAAUGAUGGCAAAGUGGAAAUCCCAGACAGGGGUGGAUAUCCAUGAAGGUUACGGUCAGACUGAAACAGUGACAAUCUGUGCCAACAUGAAAGGAAUGAAAAUUAAACCUGGCUCUUUGGGAAAAGCUGUUCCCCCUUACGAUGUGCAGAUCAUAGAUGACCAUGGGGCUGUUUUGCCUGCAGGAGAAGAGGGCAGCAUUGCUGUCCGAAUCCAGCCGACACGGCCCUUCUGUCUGUUCUCUGAGUACCUGGAUAAUCCAGAGAAAACUGCUGCUACUGUGCGUGGAAAUUUUUAUGUCACUGGGGACAGGGCGAUUAUGGAUGAAGAGGGAUAUGUCUGGUUUGUUGGAAGAGAUGACGAUAUCAUUAAUUCUGCUGGGUAUCGUAUUGGCCCCUUUGAAGUGGAAAGUGCUUUAAUCGAACACCCAGCAGUGGCAGAGUCAGCUGUUGUCAGCAGUCCUGAUCCAGAUCGAGGGGAGGUAGUCAAAGCCUUCAUUGUUUUAACUCCUGCUUUUGCAUCACACGAUCCAGAAAAAUUAACUCAGGAGCUUCAACAGCAUGUCAAGAAAGUGACUGCACCUUACAAGUAUCCAAGGAAGGUGGAGUUUGUUCAGGAUCUGCCAAAGACGGUUAGUGGGAAAAUCCAGAGAAAGGUCCUAAGGAACAGAGAGUGGGGAAGAGAAUGACAAGGGCAAGAGUGAUCUGGAAAAUGAGGAGAGAAAAGUUCCAUCACUGGUACCAGCCAUAACGCAUGAAAUUUGGCAUAUGGUCAUGACCCAGAGAACUAGGAGUACAUCUAGGAAAACAAGCUAUGGAAGAAAAAGG
Chiroxiphia lanceolata (lance-tailed manakin) is the source of this 2923-nucleotide messenger RNA. RefSeq names its product acyl-coenzyme A synthetase ACSM3, mitochondrial-like. The record is from RefSeq and is a predicted model, not a curated record. NCBI's taxonomy places the organism in Eukaryota, Metazoa, Chordata, Aves, Passeriformes, Pipridae. The transcript is spliced from 14 exons. The coding region runs from base 1042 to 2784 and encodes 580 amino acids. Gene Ontology annotation, cellular component: mitochondrial matrix. Gene Ontology annotation, molecular function: fatty-acyl-CoA synthase activity; fatty acid ligase activity. Gene Ontology annotation, biological process: fatty acid biosynthetic process; acyl-CoA metabolic process.